AUGCGCUCGUUUCAACUUCUCUCUUCGUUCUGUUCAUUCGCCUCGCUGGCUCGAGCUACAGUCAUUGGCAACUCCCACGCUAAUGGCCUUGUAUCGCCUUCGGACUCUGAACAAGCACUUAGUACACGAGAACAUAGCGACUGUCGGCCCUUUAGCUUGACCUUCUCUCAGAAUGACUUCCUCGCACCAACUCCCUACAGUGACGCCCCUUUUGUUGGCGUCAGCCACCCAGGUACAUACGAAACAACAAACGAUGGCUUACAACUGUACCUCAAGAAACCCCAAGGCCAUAUCACUAAACACGGAAAUGUCAACAGCGAAGUUGGAGAAGGUGCCACCGUUAACUCUACUUUUACUAUUCUCUACGGAAAGGUUACAUUCGUAAUGAAAGCGCCUCUGGUGGCAGGCGCUGUUACUGCUGCGAUUCUCAUAUCGGAUGGACGUGACGAAAUUGAUGUCGAACUUCUCGGCGGCGACCCUCGCCAUUGGCAGACAAAUGUAUACGCGCCCAGCUCUCACGACAAAGAACCUCUCUGGGGUGUAUUCGGAGAAAUCGAAGACGUGCCCUCACGCUUGCCAUUGAUUUCUAGUUAUCACAACUAUACGAUUGACUGGACCUCAGAACGUAUCGUCUGGUCCGUCGACGGACAUGAAGUCCGCACUUUGAAACCUAGCCGAACGAAGAUCAACGGAACAGAACACUAUCCUACUCAGCCGGCCCGAAUUCAGCUAGGAAUAUGGGACGCUUCAAGUCCGGAAGGUACUAGUGAAUGGGCUAAAGGCCCGAUAAACUGGGACAGAACGCCUUCCACGAUAUCUGCGACAGUGAAGAGCAUCCGAAUUGAAUGUAGCUAA
Messenger RNA from Fomitiporia mediterranea MF3/22, 855 nucleotides. RefSeq names its product concanavalin A-like lectin/glucanase. Gene Ontology annotation, cellular component: fungal-type cell wall. The transcript is spliced from 4 exons. The coding region runs from base 1 to 855 and encodes 284 amino acids. The record is from RefSeq and is a predicted model, not a curated record. Gene Ontology annotation, biological process: carbohydrate metabolic process; fungal-type cell wall organization. Gene Ontology annotation, molecular function: glycosyltransferase activity; hydrolase activity, hydrolyzing O-glycosyl compounds. Lineage: Eukaryota; Fungi; Basidiomycota; Agaricomycetes; Hymenochaetales; Hymenochaetaceae.